Ectocarpus siliculosus is the source of this 3225-nucleotide messenger RNA. NCBI's taxonomy places the organism in Eukaryota, Phaeophyceae, Ectocarpales, Ectocarpaceae. The record is from the annotation of a GenBank genome assembly.
AUGGUGGGAGAGGUGAGCCUAGAUCAGAAAGUCACCGAUGGCUGCAGACGACGGGUGGGCAACCAUCGACAGACUCCAAACGCUGCUCUUGCCAAGCGGGUCCACCGAUGUGCUCCGUUAGGGCUUAUGGUCGUCGAGCCAGACUACGUGGAAGGUUUUUUACCCGCAACCUUAAGACCAAAAAGGCCACGGCGAUCACUUGCUGCAAAGCUCAGGCUCCAACCGAUACCGUUCGACGGGAACGCCGAUUCCCUACAGCCUGCAACCGAACCUGGAGCUGGACGCGCCUCCUGUCAAAGUAUUGUGGAAUCGAAGCAACAGCGGCAAGACGCUUGCGAGGAUCGUGGUGAGAGGCUUGGCGACGCGCCAAGCGGGUGCGGCAUCGAUGGUUCCCCUCACGGCACUGCCAUUUGUAGCCCAUCCCUCGACAUACUGAUGUACGAGUACCGAGGACCAACGGCGUCAAUAUCGGAAAAUCACCCGUUACAGUCAACACCGUCAGCCAUGGACGUCAGAAGUCCUGCUUCCCCUUCGUUGGAGCCGAUAGGUGGGCCGAAAGUGGCGAAAGGGCAUGGUGACUCUGAAAUGACAUCGGCGAUCCUUGGUAGCUCAAGCCGAUGUAAACAAGUGACCAAUGGGGGGACUACGAUGGCGGCGUUAGAAGGUAAAGGCGGGAAGGCCCCAAAUGGAAGCAACGAGGGAGCGAUACUUCAAAGGAACACAAAAGACAUGCGCGAAACUAGGGGAGGUGCUGCUAUUAGGUCUGGCAGAGGGUUAGAGGCGGAGGAGGAGAACGAGGGAGAAAACGACCCGCAUAUCGCGGACGGUAGCGACGCUGGGGGACGUUUUGCUACAUGGCCAGCGUCAGAAAUGAUCAAAGGGGCGAGAUCGAUGUCGACGAUGACAAAGCAGAACUUUAGAGACGUCGUAAUACCGAUGGCCCUUCCCGGGGAGGCACAUCAGAUGGACUUUGGAGCCGCCGCGAAAGCCGUGGUUCUGGCCUCAGGAUCAUCCCGGUUCAACGUUUCCAGGUAUGCUCGAGGGAAGGUGUUACCAUCGAGAGUUGAGCUCCCUUGGAGGCCCCCGCUGAAACCGCCUUGGCGCACGAAGGAUGGUGUCACGAUAGAGGAACAGCAGCCGGAUCAAUCGGGGGAGAGGCAAGCAUGGCAACUAUAUCGCCAUCAGCAACAGCAGCACUGGGACCUACACCACGCGGCCCUUGAGAUUCAGCGUGCGUGGCGGGGAUACCUCGCUCGGGCGGCGUUCUGGACAGAAGGUGGCGUCGGCCUCCACGCGGUUGCCACCAGGAUUCAACGGAUCUUUCGGGGCUGGCGUGGGAAGGUCCGUGCUGUGCAAGCCUUAUUGGAGAAAAGAGCACGAGCAGCUACGGUGAUAACGGCUUUGGGUCGAGGGUUCCAAGGCCGGCAGGAGGCCAGGCGGCUACGCGUGAACUGGCACAACGCGGCAGCGGCGAAGAUCCAGAGGCACUUCCGAACACGUGCAGCAAGGAGGUGGAUGGAGCAGCUUCAUCUCGUAGCGGCCAUUCAGGGGGCGACGCGAGUCCAAGCUGUCUGGAGAGGUUCUGCCGCCAGGAGGCGAUUCCGCGUGCUCCACUUAGACCAAACCAUGGAAGAGAAGGUUCUCAAAGGUGUGGGGUGGCAGGUCAAGCACAAUUAGCCUAGCUAGAACACAGUUACAGGGGGUCGCGUGGACACGAAGAAAAACUCGAUGCAAGGUGAUGCAGUGGGAAGUGGGCUUGUGCUGUACAGGAAGGGUCCAAGACUCGACUAGAAAACCCCAUCGCUUGUGUUUCUCAAAACGACUUCCGGCCUAUCUCACGAGCCGUUGGAGCAGGCCUACGCUGUCUCGUGCCUACGGGUACACAACACCCCAUCCCUUUUGCGGCAGUCAGAACGUGAUCGAGAGUGCUGGAGUUGACCCUAAGUCUCAGCAAGCGUAGGGACAUGUGUGUUGCUUUCUGAAGUGAACCUGGUUCUCAACGUUGUAUUGGUGUUUCUUUCCAUGCUUCUCCCCAAAACACUGUCCUCUGCUUGUCUCCCCUGAAAAAACUCGUCGCUGUACCACAGCUAUAUGCCUAGACUACACGGGACGAAAAGGGUGGACUAAGAACGCGCAGACGAGGACACCGAGACUUCGCUCAACAUCGGUGUCGCUCUUCGGCGACAUGGUUCACCGACGGCCGUGGCUCCGCUCCAACAGAGGCCAUGCUCGAAGCUUCUUUUUGUCUCCUCGCCGAAGCUUGGGCCCAGGAUCCCGACAGGCGGUCCUACCAAGAGGUGGAAGCGUACUUCUUAGCCGCGACUAGGAUAGCGAGGAGACGACUGUUGUUUGCAGAGACACAAGCAGCGGUUGCGCGAGACGCCGCGUUUGCUGAAAAGCGAAACGCCAAAGAGUUGAGCGCCAAAGGCGGUGCAAAGAACGGAGGCAAGGGCGCAAGCGGGGGGCUUACUCAAAGAAUUGCGGGAGGAUCGGGAGGCGAGAGAGAGCAACAGACCGAUGACGAGCAGGAGGAGCAGAAAGACAAGAAGGUGCAAGAGAUUGGGCCCGAGGAAGAGGAGGACGAAGACGAGCCCGAGGACGUCACCGUUUGCAGAAAGGCAGCUGCGGUCGCCACGUUCCACGUCGCGCUUUGGAGCCAAAUCGCGAACGGAAAUCAUGACAUGGAUCUAAGAAGGUCGGAGACGCUGGCGGCAUACCGACGCACGGAAAGGCUUUUCUCGAUAGCAAUGCAACUGGACACCAAUUUUGAGCUGCCAGAGAUAAAAGCUUCCGAGCGUGUAUUCAGCUCCUUCUAUCGGGUACGAUCAAGGUUGUUGACGACCCGUCCUCUGCGCCUCAAGCUCCCACCACACCCGGAACCUCCUACAGCCGAGAAGGGCGAGAGUACUGGGGACGAGACAUCUACUCCUCGAGGGUUGUCUGGUCUGCCGGCUGAUCCUGCUGCACGGUCUCUACAAGACCAGCAGCAGCAACGGCAGCCGCAGCAGAAGGAGGAACAACACCAGCGUCAAAACCUAGACGAACAACACAUUCAGCAAUUGCACGAACAAGACUGGCAACUGCAACAGCACGAACAAGAGCAACGGCAACAACAGCAAGAACCGGAACAACAGCAACGCCAAACGAAGCAGCUCCUAAAGUCCAUCCUUGUCGACACCCCUCUCGGAAAAAUCUUGACCCCUUCAAGCCCAAAGCGGCCUCAUG